Molecule: messenger RNA, 2159 nt
Organism: Homalodisca vitripennis (glassy-winged sharpshooter)
Lineage: Eukaryota; Metazoa; Arthropoda; Insecta; Hemiptera; Cicadellidae
Exons: 2
Coding region: 200-862 (220 amino acids)
Source: RefSeq, a predicted model, not a curated record
ACUCCCUAAUUCCUUGUUUACCAAUUUAAAAAGUACUUUACAGACAGUUAUAUUCUACAUUGUUCUGUCAAGUUUCGAACAAUUUAACUGCUACAAAGUCCAGUCAUUUUGGUUUCAGUGUCAGUGGAAUAAAACAUUUGUUUUAACAUUAUCAACAAUAAAUUGCUUGUUUUCCAGGUUGCUUGUGUACACUUGAACAAUGGUUCAAAAAACUGAAAUCUUUAACGAAGCUCGUAAUAUUGCACGGAGUUUGAUCGAGGGCAUCGUAGAUGAAGUAAUGAAAACUGUACUUGAGAGGAAAGACACGUGCUUUGGAUCCUUGGAGACAGUAAAGGUGCAGUUCACCGAAGAUGAAGACAUUUUUACCUUUCAUUCUGGAAUGGCAGAGAUUAUCGAGCAAUCCAAAGUGUUGGAUACUCUGGGAGCACCACUCUCCACAACCCCGGUCCGGAAUGACGGCUGCUACCCCAACCUUACCGACCUGCAAGACGUGUGCGUCCUCAGCUCUGCUCAGACGAGCUCGAACAAGCAAGGGGAAGGAGACUACCAGCCUCCGACAAUUCGAGAAGCCACUGCCUUCUACCGUCUAGGCCUGGAAACCGACGAAUGCUGCCAAGGGCGGAGUCAGUAUCGCAAGAGCUUCUCUAUCUCUUCUCUUAACACAGAGACCUCUACUAACGAGCUGAUUGCGGAAAUGCGUAGCGACAUCAACGACUUGUCGUUUGACAACAUCCACCUGAGUGAUACUGACGCCGAAGACGAACCGCUGGUCAGUCUUGGUCACGCAGACGAUGUCGUAUCGACACACCCCCGGAAGAAGACAAGACAUGUUCUCUCAUUCCUCACGAAGGCCAGUAUUUAACCCAAGAGGAUGUUAGCAAGGACUCUUCGCAAGAUGAUACUUGUGCCGUAAACAGAACUCAUUCUCAGCAGAUUGACAAUAAGGAGUUCGUUCCAAGCUGUGAAAGUGAAACACUGGACGAUAAAAGUGUGGAUGGUUUCUUCCCGAAUGUUUCGGAAAUAUACCAGAGCAGCUCUUCACACAAAAAUCUACACCAUUCAAAAAAGUUCUGUCAAUUCAAUAAUAAACUUUACUUUCCUUUGAAUUCAGAACUUUCGUACGAUUACUUUCAGCAGGACUGUUGUAGUCCGUGCAACCAGAAUACAAAUGAGGACGAAGAAGAGUACGAAUUGCUGUCAGAGAGCAGUCAUGAGUUGAUCAAUGUCGAAGGGGAAGAAGAAUCGUUUGAUUUGGAACGGAGCUAUCAUGCAACAAAUCCUUUCGUGAAUUCUAUAUUUAGCUCGAGCGUACCAUCGUCUUUGGUAAUAUCAAUCGACGGUCCUCCGAACGAACAAAACGAUUCCGGCGGGAAGGAAAAAGAAAUUAACACGAUCACGGUUGUGGCGGAAGUGGAACGCCCGAAGGAAGUGGUCAAUUGGGAAGAAGCUCUGGAAGUACAACUGAACGUUACAGAACCUGGGAAAAACUCAGAGACCGACAACGAAGAAGAGGGCGAUGACAUAAUUCAAAGUAGAGAGUAUUGGUCUAAUGUAGGGUUGAUGGUAGAACAUGAUGCCGACCCAACGUAUCUAGGACCUUCAAUCGUUCCAGGAAUAGAGUCUUUGAAGGGUGUACAGCGGGUACAGGAGAAGUGUUUAGGACACGAGACUGAUGAUGGGAUAUGGGUUUCGAAGUCUCAAAGUAUGGAUGACUGUGUAUUACAAACUAAGCAGGAGUUUAAAGAAGACGAGAAAGUUAAUUAUCUGUCCUUCCCAAGAGGAGUUGAAGAGAAGAAAAAGAAAAAGAAAUUACUUUCAAGAAUAUCCACAUCCAUAUUUUGUGUUUUCAGAUCGAAAAAGAAGGACUCAAAACUGCAUUCGUAAUUGUUUAACAGCUUAAAAAACUGUAUAAUACAAAGAAUUGGUACCACUCAAAUAAUUAUUUAACAAAAAACAGCAGACAUGUCAAAACAACAAAGAUAGGGUGUUUGGUCCAAAUUUAAGGUGAUGUUAAUAGUGAUGCAGUUCAUAUCAAUUUGUAGAUGCAAUACCAAUACUUUAAAGUAAUUUCCAAAUUUGGUAUAAAAAUGCAUCUUUUUUAUAAGAUGCCCUGGUUGUAAAGACCCAUGUAAAAUAAAUAAACAAUGUUAUUUAAAACA